AUGCCUUGGAGUCCAGCUCAAAGGGUUCGACUGGCGGCAGAAAGGAACAAACUAGAUCGUUAUUUCCCUGGCUGUGUAAAAUGGAUCGAUCCUACCGGCGAUACGAAAGUAGAAGUCGCACUGAAAACAAACGACGACAACAAAUAUACGUUGAGAAUCUACAUUGGAAAUUUUCCAAAUUCAAUACCAGAAAUGGUUGUGGUUUCUUCGCCGAAACCGAUGCCUGCAGAUUGGGAAAAUAGUUCCGUCACUCAUACUCUGUCGAAACGCGAUGGGUAUUUACAAAUUUGUCAUUGGCACAGCAGUCAUUGGACGGAUCGCAUCUCGUUGCAUGAAGUCGUUUUGAAGGGACGUCUUUGGUUUGAAGCUUACGAAGGUCACAUCAGAACUGGGCAACCGAUGAGUUACUUUCUUCGGGAAAUGGUAUCAACGGGCUCGACGCGGUUGCUUUCGUCUUUUGUCAGGAAUGCCUUUCGACAGGAAACGGAACAACAAGAGUGCGUGAUUUCUUAA
Paramuricea clavata is the source of this 513-nucleotide messenger RNA. The record is from the annotation of a GenBank genome assembly. NCBI's taxonomy places the organism in Eukaryota, Metazoa, Cnidaria, Anthozoa, Malacalcyonacea, Plexauridae.